UGUUAAAUUUCUUACAGCCUAGUGGGGUGGAAUAUUUUUGUAGCUUUCAAAAGUUUGCAAUAAUGCAUUUGUUUUGGUAAUGUCUCUGUUAGGGUGAUUCUUAUUGUAAUCAUUUUAUAAUUAUCUGUCAUGAUAGAGGUUUUACAAAGAUGAUUCUUAUUGUACACAUGGAAACAAUGAUGAUGUUUCCCUUAGGCUGCCCAUGAACAAUGAUGUUUUUGUUGUUUCAAUACUUGGCUGAUUUGGAAUCACUAAAUUUGGGAUCAUUUGGAGUUGGUUACUGAAUUUGAGGAUAUUUAGAGGAUGCCAGACAUGAACGAAAAUAGAGUGAAGGCUCUUCUAGAACAGCGAGAUGCUGAACAAAAAAUUAUUAGUAGUAAAGACUAUACUGGUGCCAGGUUUAACUUACUCAAGGCACAACGGCUUUUUCCAGCAGUUGAUAACAUUAGCUCAAUGAUGACUGUCUGUGACAUGCUAUCUGCUUCCAAUAUAACGGUUCCUGGUUAUGGAAUUGAUUACUACUGGGUUCUUCAGCUUAAACCUUAUUCUACAAUGGAUGCUGUUAAAUCUCGUUGCCAAUGGCUCCUCACAUUGCUGCAACCAAUCAAGAAAACAUUUCCUGGCACUGAAUUGGCUCUGAAACUUGUAGCAGAUGCAUUCUCCAUUCUAUCUGACCACGAGAAACGUUCUGCAUAUGAUUUGACAAGAAAAGCUUUUUGGGGGGAUAAUCAAUCUUUUAAUAAAAGAGAAUUAUCCUGUCAAAAUAUUGCAAGUACGGAAGCAAUGAGCAAUGCUCAAAACUCUUCUGUGUGUCAGAGUGGUUUUUCAGGCCAAAGUUUGGGUGGCAGCUGUAGAAAAACUAUGAUAUUUUCAGAAGACAUUGGAACUUUGGGAUUCAAACUUCAAAAUUCUCUUGAUGUUGAGCAGCAACAUGAUAGAAUUAUUUGUCAACAAUCAUCCAGUAAGGUUCCUGAGGAUUUGAAUUCUAGAGGGAACAUUAGAGGGGACACAGAUUUGUCUAUAGACGAUAUAAAUUUGUCAACAUCACAGCCCAUCAGUUUGGAGGAGAAUUUUUCUUGUUUUUCAAAACCUUUGGCACAGAAAAGGCCUUGUCAGGACUACUAUACCUUUGAGAAUGACAGAAAACCUGAGCAUUUCAAGGUAGGUCAGAUCUGGGGUGCUCAAUAUAGAGCAAAUCUACCUCAUAGUUUUCGGUAUGCUCGAGUUGCUUGCAAAUUAGCACGAUCAGUUCUUGUUACAUGGUUAAAGCCAAUCCCUAUUAGUGUUGGUGAGAGAAGAUGGUGUGAUGCUGGCUUACCUGUUGCUUGUGGGUCAUUUGAUUUGAAUCCAGAGAUGAAUGAUGGAGAGAGCUGGCCAGUGGUCUCAUCCUACAAAUGCUCAUGGAUUCAUGGCGUCACGGAUGAACAAUUUGAUAUUUACCCCAAAAGAGGUGAGAUUUGGGCACUGUAUAAGGAUUGGAACCUUCAUGAAUGGGCCCAUGAUCUUAGUUUUGUAAAAGGAUGUAAAUUUGAGUUAGUUGAAAUUCUCUCAGAUUUUUCAAAAUAUUUAGGUGCAGAUGGUGCAUGUUUGGUGAAAGUAGAUGGUUUCAGAAGCAUCUUUGAGAGACAAAAAAUUGGAGGGAGUCCUGUCACUUUCCAUAUCUCCCCGGAUAAUCUGUAUAUAUUCUCUCAUAAUAUCCCGGCAUAUAGGUUUAAGGGUGGAGAAAUUGAUAAAGUUGUUGAUGGGAUGUUUGAGCUUGAUCAGCUGGCCUUGCCUGAUAGUAUGUUUCAGGAGAUUAUUGACUCCCAAAAGGCACCAAAGAAUGGGAAUGCUAGUAGUUUUCCUAGCUCUAUUCCAUUGGGAGGACUUCCUUCCCCAAAAUCAUCUCCACAAGACAAACUUUUGAAGCCUAGUUGGUCAUUAAAUGAUUUUGCCACAGGUCAGGUAUGGGCUGUGAACAGUGGAAAAGAUUUUUUGCCACGGCAGUACACCAGAAUAGAUGAUAUAAUUUCUGAGAGCCAAGUAUGUGUGACUUUCCUAGAACCUCUCCCCAUUCUUGACCAUGAGAUUGACUGGAAGAAAGAAAACCUACCCAUAGUUUGUGGGAAAUUUAAGGUUAGUGGAGCUAGUGUCAACCUUGAAAUGUCACAGUUCUCCUACAAUGUUAACUGCCAAAAAAGUACUGUUGAGCCAAUCUACGAAAUUUACCCGCUAAAAGGUGAGAUUUGGGCCAUGUACAAGAACUGGAAUUGCAAAUGGAAGCGUUCUGAUUAUGAAAAUUACCAAUGUCAGGUUGUCGAAAUUCUGUCAGACUUACACGAAAGGGAUGAGAUAACAAUUGCCAGGCUGGAGGAGGUGAAGGGUUGCCUGACUUUCUUCUAUAGGCUACAAAUUGAUGGGUUUGAUGUCACUCAUCCAGUUUCCCAAUCAAAGAUGCUUGGUUUCUCUCACCGAAUUCUUGCUUUUAGAGUUCCUGGAAUUGGGAAAUAUGACAUUCCAGAAAGCUCUUGGCACUUGGAACCAAAUGCUUUACCUCCCAAACGAAGAAUAUGAUAUCAAGAGAAACCUAAUGGUGUUGCACCAUAUAAUACUGAACAUGAUUUCUAAACAUGUGUGCAUUCUCUACCUCUUGUGUUCAGUUCAGUAUAGUCUCUGUUGAUAAAGGAUUAAACUAGAAACAGUGUCACUCAUUAAAGAAUGUGGUACGUAUUUUUAUUUUGAAAAAGGUUAUUCUAGGUGGGCAGAUUUCCCUGUGAUGUAUAGAACUAUGAAUUCUAAACCAACACAAAUGUCAGGACAACAUGAAUGCCAAAGAGAUGUGUUUCAAGGCUUUGCUUAUGCAUUCAACCUAUGAAUAAUUAUUAAUUUCUAUUACAACCAAA
Messenger RNA from Quercus lobata, 2882 nucleotides. RefSeq lists its product as uncharacterized. The record is from RefSeq and is a predicted model, not a curated record. NCBI's taxonomy places the organism in Eukaryota, Viridiplantae, Streptophyta, Magnoliopsida, Fagales, Fagaceae. The coding region runs from base 304 to 2553 and encodes 749 amino acids. The transcript is spliced from 2 exons.